UUCAUAGCCUUAUUUCUGUCUUCACCUCUUCUUCUUCUUCUUCUUCUUCUUCUUCUUCUGGUUCCUCUUCUUGGUUUAGGGCAAGCGUCAAAGAUUUGCAGAAAGGGGUGGCUUUGAAUGAGGGCUUGAAGAAGAGAAGAAGACAUGAAGAGGCUAGUAGUUUUGUUUUUGCUCCUGGUAUUGAGCUACGCCGUGGCCUAUGAUGGAGUAUGCAAGUCUAAUUGGCCAUUGACUCCGAGACCCCACAGUGUGUCCGUCUCGGAAUUUGGGGCAGUGGGGGACGGGAAAACUUUGAACACAGUAGCAUUUCAGAAUGCUAUUUUCUAUCUUAAGUCCUUUGUUGACAAGGGCGGUGCCCAACUCUAUGUUCCAGCAGGCAGGUGGCUUACUGGAUGCAUCACUCUUACCAGCCAUCUCACUCUUUUCCUGGAAAAAGAUGCCGUUAUCCUUGGUUCUCAGGAUUAUAGUCACUGGGAUAUAGUUGAUCCAUUACCUUCUUAUGGCCGAGGCAUUGAGGUACCUGGUCGAAGGUAUCGGAGUUUAAUCAGCGGACAGAAUUUAACCGAUGUUGUUAUUACAGGCAAUAAUGGAACCAUCGACGGUCAGGGUUCUGUCUGGUGGGAACAACUGAAUGCUCAUUCUUUGAAUUAUAGUCGACCACAUCUAGUAGAAUUUGUUGGGUCAGACAACAUCGUCGUAUCAAACUUAACCUUCUUGAAUGCGCCUGCUUGGAACAUACACCCAGUUUAUUGCAGUAAAUUCCUAGUUCAGAACAUAACAGUUCAAUCUCCUCCCACCUCGCCUUACACUAGUGGCAUAGUCCCAGAUUCUUCCGACCAUGUCUGCAUCGAGAACAGCAACAUUAGCAUGGGAUAUGAUGCCAUAGUACUGAAAAGUGGUUGGGAUGAAUAUGGAAUUGCUUACGGCAAACCAACCUCUCAUGUCCACAUUAGAAGGGUUCGCCUCCAAUCUUCUUCGGGUUCAGGCUUGGCCUUUGGUAGUGAAAUGUCUGGUGGAAUAUCCAGUGUAUUGGCGGAGAAUCUUCACGUGCACGACACAUUAAUUGGUGUUGAGCUUAAGACGGCAAGAGGAAGGGGCAGUUACAUCCAAGACAUUUUUGUAUCAAAUGUCCACAUGGAAAAUGUACAGCAAGGAAUCAAGGUGACAGGUCAGUGCACGUCUCAUCCGGAUGAUGGAUAUGACCCCCAUGCCCUACCUGUUGUUAGUGAUAUUACAUUUAUGGACAUUGUUGGUGUAAAUAUUACUACUGCUGGUAUCUUUUCCGGGAUCGAUGAGUCUCCCUUCACAUCCUUAUGCCUUUCAAACUUGUCAUUUAACGUCACUGCCGACCCAUCUACAUCCUGGGUAUGUGCCAAUGUUUUAGGCUCAUCUGUCAAUGUGUCGCCUGAACCGUGUCCAGAACUCCAAAACUCGUCUUCUAGCCCGUCCUCUGAUUGUUUCGUCUUCUCACAUCCAAAUAGUCAAGUUGCAGUCUUAUGAUACUCCAUUCUUGAAUCUCGAUUAUUCAUUUACUGAUGAGAUACAAAAUUUCGUCAGUCGGUUCUGGUGUAUGAUCUCCCAAUAAUAUGCAAUACGGGCGGAAACAAAAGACUCUGGGCAACAAAAAGGUCCAAGUGGUGUCGGGUCAUAUUCCAUUCUGUGUACAGUGUCGGUUUCUUCAUUCAUGUGUAAGAAAAGUUUUGGUAGUGCAGAAGGACUCGGAUGCCUGUUGCCUUUGAUUUUUAUUCGUUUCAUGUUAUUUGUCAUUUCAUUCACAUUGUACAUUCUUGAGCUGGAGAUUUGCGAGAUUGAUUGAUUAUAGGCGGUGGUGAAAGGGUGUCAUGAUGAUCAGGGACUAUAUAGUUGGAAUUUGCAAUAAAAGUACCAUUUUCGUUCUUGGUUUAUUUCAGAAUA
Sesamum indicum (sesame) is the source of this 1914-nucleotide messenger RNA. RefSeq names its product putative polygalacturonase. NCBI's taxonomy places the organism in Eukaryota, Viridiplantae, Streptophyta, Magnoliopsida, Lamiales, Pedaliaceae. Gene Ontology annotation, molecular function: polygalacturonase activity. Gene Ontology annotation, biological process: carbohydrate metabolic process. The record is from RefSeq and is a predicted model, not a curated record.